ACGCCCUAAAAGCGAGACGCUUAGCCAAUCAGCGCGGUCGCGUGGAGCAUCACGGGAACUCCGGGGCUAUAAAAGACCGAGUUGCUAUUUUAUACUCACCGAAUCACUCAUCCUUUAAGUAAGCAGGGCGGGGCCGGGCGCGCCUGCGCGGUUUUAAAACCCCGCCCCAAACUGCCAACACUUCGCGCAAGCAGAGUAGAUCUUCCUUGCCUGCUAUUGCGCGUGCGCGCUGACGGGCCUAACCCCGGAAGACCAUACGCUUGCGCUGUGAGGGCUACAGUGACAGUCCACCCGGUGGGGCGCUGCCCAGUCAUGGCGGAGCCUUGGUCUGGGCAGUUUCUGCAAGCCCUGCCCGCUACGGUGCUCGGAACCCUGGGCACCCUGGGCAGCGAGUUCCUACGGGAGUGGGAGACGCAGGACAUGCGAGUGACUCUCUUCAAAGUGCUCUUGCUGUGGUUGGUGUUAAGUCUCCUGGGCAUCCAGCUGGCGUGGGGGUUCUACGGGAACACAGUGACCGGGUUGUAUCACCGUCCAGCUCUGGGUGUGUUCCUGCCUCCAGGUCUGGGUGGCCAGAAUGGAUCCACACCUGAUGGCUCCACACAUUUCCCUUCAUGGGAAGUGGCAGCAAACGAACCUCUCAAAACCCACAGAGAAUAAGGGAAGGCAGCAGCAGAAGGGUCUCCAGAGAUGUCACUGGGUCUGCUGGCGCCUAUGCUGCAUCUUGCUGCUGCCCAGACCACUUGGACAACUGCAGAGGGCUUGGGGCUGGGGGACUGGAGUACCACAAUGCUUCCAGGGUGAGCUUAGGUUGCCCUCAGUCUUGCCUUCAGCAGCUCCAGGUACUAGGCAGGUGAAGUUGGUCUCUAUCUUUGUCUAGUUACCCUAAGGAAAGACUUCUGUCCAGGGUCAGAGCUAAGAAGCAUUUUGGUUGAGAAAGUCAGUAGCCCGUUUUCUCACCUUGGCUUUUUCCUGACUUCCUCAUACCCUUGGGAUGCGAUCUUACAGAAAUUUCUCCUUCUAAGAGGAAUCUUGAAGUUGACCAGUUCCAAGAUUGCUAAGGAAAAUCUGUUCUCCCCUAAGCCCUGAUUGCCUUGGCUUUGCUUUGUAGGCAAAAAGCCAGCUAAUCCUGGUCUGGACUUGGACACCAAACAUGUACCUCCCCGGCCCAGCUAGAGUCUUUCAGGUCUGAGGCAGGCAGAGGAAGUUAUUUCCCAACUGAUUUAUUUCUCUGCUCUUUGAGGGUAAGUUAAGUUCCUGAGAGAUAGCUCACUGAGAGAUCUCCACUGCUUAAGUACCCACAGGCAUCUUUUGGUCUGUACCUUGCCCCCUCCUAGGGAGGUACUAAGCAGUUAUUGUGCCCUGAAGCCUUAUCACGCUCAUCUGGAUAAGGGCCAACUCUUGAGAGCCCACUAACACCAUUUCAGCCUCUAGGAAUUUCAGUAAGAGUGAGCCACAAGCCAGACAGUUCUGGGCCCUUCACAGUGAGUCAAAAGAGAUUCCAAAGGGGUGGGUGGCCAGUGUCCCCAUGAAAAUACCACUUCCAGAGAACACUAUGGUUCCUAAAAGCACUGUGGCCCUGGAUCUGUCUCCUCUAAUGGUUGUACUCCUGUCUCUGCUGGGCCACCAGCUACCUCAGGUGUCCACUGUCUCUGUUAGAUGUCACAUAGCAGUCCAGCAGCCUUUGCCCACAGAGAUUUUGUAGCGGGUAUACUCUAAGUGAAACUGUACUGAGCCCCUCAUGCACAUGAACCUUCUCCAGAGAUGUCAUCUGUAUGGCAGAAAGAUGUUCUUCCCAGCCUCAUGCCCACCCUCUGACAUCACUAUAAAGAGUCAAGGUCUCACAUUCUACCCCGGGAGAUGUGGCAUAUUAAACACAGAAGUGCAUGAGUUGUGCAGUUAUUCCUACAGGACAAAUGUGUGUGCAUAUGGGCAACUGGUAAGAGAUCAUGGGUACAUUGCCCUCGGGAUCCAAAAGACAGCAAUUUGCAAACAUGGAGAAAGUGAUGCCCUCUCCCUAGAGUGGUGGUGGGUUGCCCAGCAGGGAUUGGGGGUAGGAGGGAUUGGGGGGCACUGAGUUAGUAUCUCAUGUUGUACAAGCUGACCUUUAAUUCGAUAUAUUGUAGAAAAUAUAAGUGUGAAUAAUGUUUAUUAUUAAAUGCUAUAAUUAUUGGGGGGUGGAUAUCAUUUAACCCCUUUUCAAACAAUAAAAGACACAGGCACCUGUUGUAUUUAAAUAA
Meriones unguiculatus (Mongolian gerbil) is the source of this 2237-nucleotide messenger RNA. RefSeq names its product T cell leukemia translocation altered (gene Tcta). The transcript is spliced from 3 exons. Bases 313 to 657 code for a protein of 114 amino acids. Lineage: Eukaryota; Metazoa; Chordata; Mammalia; Rodentia; Muridae. The record is from RefSeq and is a predicted model, not a curated record.